This is a messenger RNA of Cladocopium goreaui, 1361 nucleotides long. The record is from the annotation of a GenBank genome assembly. NCBI's taxonomy places the organism in Eukaryota, Dinophyceae, Suessiales, Symbiodiniaceae.
GCUUAACUCUGCAAUGGUGGCAUCGCCGCGGCUCAGAGAAUUGCUGAAGGCGACGGCCAAGAGGCUGAAUCGCAAAGCAGAAGAUUCUGAGCCUUACUUGGCAAUCCUGGAGGAGAACUGGUAUGACAGCGUGGAUAGCCUGAAGCUGGUCCAGGUUGCAGAGCUUCAGGCUCUCGGCAUCCCGCAACGCUUUGCCAAGGAGCUGUUGCAGCUGGCGCAGAACGAUGGGCAAAAGCCGGAGCCGCCUCCUCCGCCCAGUAUCACUGUGCCCAGUCCGCAUCCGCCCGAGGGCCCGCCACCGCGCAAACGUCCCCAUGAAGACGGACCUGAGUAUGGGAAAGGACAAGGCAGCCAUGCCAGCGCAUGGAAGAGCCCACGGCCAGAAGAAAAAGGCAGUGAGGAGCGGAAGGGAAAGGGAAAAGGCAAGGGAAAAGCUAAGGGCGGAAAGGGCGAUCGCCAGGACGAUCGAUGGGACGACUCACGAAAUAACAGUCGCACUGGCCAUGACCAAUGGGACCAAUAUGAGAAGUGGGACGAUUGGCGCAGUCAAAACCAUGAGCUUCCCCCGGAGCUGGCGUCGCACAAGCACUUUCAGCUGAUGCACAAGAUCACAUUUCAAGAAGAAAUUGAUCGAAAUUUCCCCUUGGCAGCGCGUUUGAUUGGGAGAGGUGGCCGGAAUGUGAAGCACAUUCACAAAGAGACUGGUGCCUGGGUAUGGCUUUGUGGUCGUGGCUCUGGUUUCAAGGAGAAGGAUGGCCAAGAAGCAGACGAGCCACUCCACAUCCGUGUGCAGUGUGACAGCCAGGCCAAUUUGGACGAAGCUGUUGUCCAGACACACGAUCUCCUUGAUGCAGUGCUGCAGAUGUACAGUGACUGGCUGGUUUCGGGCAAACUACCUGACGAGGACGAAGCUUGCUAUGAAUGUGGUCAGACUGGUCACAUCGCGAAGUUUUGUUCGAAGAGAAGUGGAAAUGGGGGAAGGGCCCCAAGGGCUCCUCGGGAGGCUCCCAACACCGCUUUCAAGGGUGCUUCCAAGGGCGAAAAAGAGAAAUGCUUCGAUUGUGGUGAGGUCGGCCACUUUCAGCGCCACUGCCCUUACAGACAGGAGCAUCAGAAAAGUCAGAAAGGGAACCGUAGCUGGGAGCAGAAAAGUGAUUGGUCAAAGUCAAAGUGGUAGUCUCACAAUGCCGAUGAAUUGUCGCAUGUAGUCUCUGGUCUUCAGCUCCGGCCGAAACUGGCUGCGAACCUGCCACCGCUGCUCCAAGUUUUACCGUAUGAAUCCCCAUGACUACUGUUGGGAUUCAUUCAUCCCAGCUUCUGGAAUCUGGAAGGGCAUGAUGCAAGAUGCAGCUUCAACUGAA